GAGGCGGCUGUAGCGUCAGGUGACAGCCCGGAAGCUGCGGAAGCGGAUGAAGCAGAGCCGUGGAGGCCCUGUGGAGCAGCGCGGAGGUGCGGGAGCUGGUCGGCAGCCCCCGAGCCCGUGGUGCAGCGCACAUGCGGCGCUCGGGCUGACAUCUGAAGGCCGCCGCUCUGGGUCGUGCGGCCGGGUCUCGGCGGUUGGAGUCGCGGUGCGGGCCUGCGGCGGACGCCCAUGAUGGAGAAGGCUGGGCGUGAGGGUGACGGCGCCCCCUGCGGGCCCGUCCUGCACAUCGUGGUGGUCGGCUUUCACCACAAGAAGGGCUGCCAGGUUGAAUUCUCUUAUCCACCACUGAUUCCAGGAGAUGGACAUGACAGCCACACUUUACCCGAAGAAUGGAAAUAUUUGCCUUUCCUUGCCUUACCAGAUGGUGCACAUAACUAUCAGGAAGAUACUGUGUUUUUUCACUUGCCACCCAGAAAUGGAAAUGGAGCCACAGUAUAUGGUAUCUCUUGCUAUCGACAAAUUGAAGCCAAGGCAUUAAAAGUAAGGCAAGCCGACAUCACCAGAGAGACUGUUCAGAAAAGUGUCUGUGUUUUGAGCAAGCUGCCUCUUUAUGGCUUACUUCAAGCAAAAUUGCAACUCAUUACACAUGCAUAUUUUGAAGAGAAAGAUUUUUCCCAAAUUUCUAUUCUAAAGGAGCUCUAUGAGCAUAUGAACAGUUCCUUAGGAGGGGCCUCAUUGGAAGGAUCGCAGGUGUAUCUUGGUCUGUCUCCUCGAGAUCUUGUUCUUCAUUUUCGACACAAGGUCUUGAUCCUGUUUAAGCUAAUUCUUCUGGAAAAAAAGGUUCUUUUUUACAUUUCUCCAGUGAAUAGAUUGGUGGGUGCACUAAUGACCGUGUUAUCCCUUUUUCCAGGCAUGAUUGAACAUGGCCUCAGUGACUGUUCUCAGUAUAGACCCCGAAAGAGUAUGUCUGAAGAUGUUGGGCUUCAGGAAAGUAAUCCCCCUGCAAAUGAUUUUAUUUCUGAGUCCACUUCUGACAUUUCAAACACCAGCUUGGGAACUGUCACGAAAAUCACUUCAGGAAACCAUGGAGGAGACACUGUCCUCCAGACGGAGCAGCCUUGCUUCCAAGUAGAAGAUAACAACAACAGAGAACAAGAACCCAGUGACACUGUCUGCUAUUUGAAACCUCCACCUCGUCCGUCUCCAGAGUCUUCAGAAAGUGACUGGGAAACUUUGGAUCCUAGUGUUUUAGAGGACUCCUCCUUGAAAGAAAGGGAACAGAUAGGGUCAGACCAAACAAACUUAUUUCAGAAAGAAUCUGUGCCCUCAGACAGUCCUCCAAUUACUGUACAACCUCAAGCUAACACCAGGCAGGUGGUCCUGAUACCAGGACUCAUUUCUGGUUUGGAAGAGGACCAAUAUGGCAUGCCUCUGGCCAUCUUUACAAAGGGAUAUCUCUGCUUGCCUUACAUGGCACUGCAGCAGCAUCACCUUCUCUCUGACGUCACCGUCCGGGGAUUUGUGGCUGGAGCUACUAACAUCCUUUUUCGACAACAGAAGCACCUCAGUGAUGCCAUUGUGGAAGUGGAAGAAGCACUGAUCCAGAUCCAUGAUCCAGAACUUAGGAAGCUGCUUAACCCAACCACUGCAGAUCUAAGGUUCGCAGAUUACCUAGUAAGGCAUGUGACUGAGAACAGGGAUGAUGUCUUCCUGGAUGGCACAGGCUGGGAGGGAGGUGACGAAUGGAUCCGGGCCCAGUUUGCAGUCUACAUCCAUGCUCUGCUGGCUGCUACGCUGCAGUUAGAUAAUGAAAAGAUGUUAUCAGACUAUGGAACGGCUUUUGUUGCUGCCUGGAAGAAUACUCACAACUACAGGGUAUGGAACAGCAAUAAGCACCCAGCACUUUCAGAGAUAAACCCAAACCAUCCUUUUCAAGGCCAGUACUCCGUGUCAGACAUGAAACUCAGAUUCUCACAUUCUGUUCAGAACAGCGAACGUGGCAAAAAAAUUGGCAAUGUCAUGGUCACAACCAGCCGGAAUGUGGUCCAAACAGGAAAAGCUGUUGGCCAGUCAGUGGGAGGAGCUUUCUCCAGUGCAAAGACAGCUAUGUCCUCAUGGCUCUCUACCUUCACCACCUCUAGCCCUCAGAGUCUGCCUGAGCCACCCAGUGGGAAGCCCUGAGUCCAGCAGAGAAGCCGCUUUGUUCUCCAAGGUGUAAUGCUCCCUCCCCAUCUGCUGCUCCCAGGGUCUCCUCUAUCUACAGGUCCAGACCCAGGGACCAAGAUGACGAACUGUUUACAUGGACGGUUGCACUCUGUCUAAAUGAAUGUUGCAGGAUGCUGAACAGAUGAAAUCACAA
Messenger RNA from Peromyscus leucopus (white-footed mouse), 2359 nucleotides. RefSeq names its product AVL9 cell migration associated (gene Avl9). Lineage: Eukaryota; Metazoa; Chordata; Mammalia; Rodentia; Cricetidae. The record is from RefSeq and is a predicted model, not a curated record. The transcript has 16 exons. The coding region runs from base 229 to 2181 and encodes 650 amino acids. Gene Ontology annotation, cellular component: cytoplasm.